AUGUUGCAGAGCUUUACACAGAGUCCACAGAUGAGGAAUGCUGUCAAUCAGAUUGUUGAACAGGUUGACAGCCAAGAUAUUGGAAACAUGUUUGCAGGACUUGGAGGAGGCCAAGGUGGCGGGAUUGACAUGUCCAGGAUGUUCCAACAAAUGAUGCCCAUUGUAUCUCGAGCCCUUGGGGCUGGGGCCACUCUCGGCCAACCAAACCCUGUUUUGGAACCUGAAUCUCAUCCACCAUACAAUGAGAGAAGUCUCAGCAGAGAUGAUAAUGUCCCAAAUCCUGAGAUUAACCUGCAAGAAGUGGUUCAGAGGAUUGGGAACCUGAAUGCACCAGGAGAUGUUUUUCACGCUGUAGUUGAAAAUUCAGUUGAGCUGUCUGGCAGAGGAAGCAGUCCACAAGAACUUGUGGAUGAGUUGUGCAGGGACGAUGGUCUUUCUAGAGAAUACGUUGAGAUAUUACGAAGGGACAUUCGUAGACGUCUUGAGGGUUGUCGAGAAUCUGAUGUACAAAUUAGGAUUGGGGAUUUGAUUUGCUUUGGAUAUAUUACCAUCUGGUUCGUUGUCGUCUAA
Prunus armeniaca (apricot) is the source of this 570-nucleotide messenger RNA. NCBI's taxonomy places the organism in Eukaryota, Viridiplantae, Streptophyta, Magnoliopsida, Rosales, Rosaceae. The record is from the annotation of a GenBank genome assembly.